Molecule: messenger RNA, 282 nt
Organism: Alexandromys fortis (reed vole)
Lineage: Eukaryota; Metazoa; Chordata; Mammalia; Rodentia; Cricetidae
Product: zinc finger protein 58-like
Exons: 3
Coding region: 1-282 (93 amino acids)
Biological process (GO): regulation of DNA-templated transcription
Source: RefSeq, a predicted model, not a curated record
AUGGCAGACACUUCUCUACUUAGAAUUGUGGCAGCUGUGCAGGGCAAUAUGGAAAUGUUGUCCUUCUGGGAUGUGGCCAUCGAGUUCUCUCCAGAAGAGAGGGAGUGUCUGGAGCCUGCUCAGUGGAAUCUGUACAGGGACGUGAUGCUGGAGAAUUACAGCCACCUUGAAUUCCUGGGUCUUGCUGUCUCUAAGCCACACCUGGUGACAUUUCUGGAGCAAAGACCAGACCCUUCAGACGGGGAGAGACAAGCAGCAGCCACCGUGCACCCAGGUGUGUAG